ACGACCCUGCCGGCUGGAAAACUGAGCGCGUCACACACGAUUUUCCGAUGUGAUAUUGUUGAUUCUCCACUUGAUGCACGACUUAUGGGAUUUUCUCGGGGAGAAUAAAUUCCUGAGGGGAUUGUUGACGAGAAUGACAGGUUGAGAUUCCGGAUCAAAAAUACCCACUACAUGGAUUUCCCACCCUGAAGCCAUGCAUGAAAACAUCGAACUAAACUCCACCUACACAAGGGCGGAAGAUCUCUACUCCGCGUACUUAUCCAACAACUACAGUGACAUUUUCCUGUUCUCCAACUACUCCUCUUCCAAUUUCAACAUCUCCAAUUUCCCGAUUCUUCCUGCCAACUGGGGACCCAAAAGAGAUCCCUUAGAAAUCGUCAUCCCAAUCACUGUCAUCUACGUCAUCACCUUCUUCAGCGGUCUAGUUGGCAACAUAAGUACAUGUAUAGUUAUCGCCAAGAACAAAUCUAUGCACACCGCCACAAACUACUAUCUGUUCAGUUUGGCCAUAUCGGAUUUGUUACUGCUCAUUUCUGGACUACCACCUGAAAUCUAUUACGUGUGGUCUAAGUAUCCUUAUAUUUUCGGUGAAGUUUUCUGUAUACUUCAAGGUUUUGCUGCUGAGACGUCAGCAAACGCAACAGUUCUCACUAUCACAGCUUUCACGGUGGAGAGAUACGUGGCUAUCUGCCAUCCCUUCCUGUCUCACACCCUCUCCAAGCUGAACAGAGCUGUCAAGUUCAUUGUGGCAAUCUGGGUUGUCGCGUUAUGUCUGGCAAUACCGCCGGCCAUGGGUUUUGGCGUGGUGUGCGAGCAGAUAAACGGCACGAUCAUUGACGAACACUGCGUCUGUAUGGUGAAGAGGCAGGUGAUCCCUCACGCCUUCGAGAUCUCUACUUGUGUCUUCUUCGUGGCGCCCAUGUCGCUCAUAACGGUCCUCUACAUCCUGAUUGGAUUACAGCUGCACAAGUCCACGGUUGGUCCUUCGAGAGGGAAUAGCGUCAAGAUGAAGUACAAGGUGUAUAAGCCGGUUACUACAUAUGGGAACGCGCAGGCACAGGCAGUGGUGGUGCUGAACGAACCUGGCAGUGAGAAGGCGGUGGUGAAGAAUCAUAAUGAUGACGAUGGGAGGAAGAAUUUCGCGAAGAACGCACAGGCUGCCAAACAUGUUGUUAAGAUGCUAGUUGCUGUUGUAGUCACUUUUUUCAUUUGUUGGGCACCGUUCCAUGCUCAACGUUUAUUGGCAAUUUAUGGUGAAAGAUCUUCCUCAAGAACAAUCAAAGCCUAUCAGACUCUGACCUACGUUAGUGGAGUUCUCUAUUAUUUGUCUACCACUGUCAAUCCGUUGCUCUACAAUAUAAUGUCACACAAGUUCAGAGAAGCUUUCAAGAACACGUUCAAGCAGUGCUUCAGCCGCCACCUGAUGGCCAGGGACCCAGCAGGAGGUAGGUGUUACGCCAACUUAUCCGGCAGAUCCUCACAAGUUAACAGUCAUAGCAACACCGAUUCUUACAGCAGACAGAGCUCGCUCCGCUACCUGGACGCAGAGAUGGCGCGUCUGCAUGAUCAUCGCAGGCCCUUGGUCGUCUCUUUCAAGCGCAAGGGUGCGACGACGUCACCCUACAGAGGGCGUCGCGCCGACAAGGGUGAACAGACAUUCGACGGUGACUUUCCAGAAAUGCGAGACCAGAGGAUGAUCGGGAACUUAGAUAUCGGGUUGGAGAAGAAACUAUCAAUUCUCGAAAAAAAAAUUCCCGAAGAAACCAUGACAGCUCAUCUAACCUACGUUGAAGUUCAUAACCUACAACCCACGCACAUAUGCCCACUUAGCAUCUCUCAUCUCAAAUCAAUCGAUACUCUGAAGACUGAAAAUCACCAUCGAAGGCGCAGAAAUAACCAUUCAAGAUCCCUCAACUGCGAUCUGACAAUUGACAGCGACUCGGCCCUUUCCAAGUCUUGCACGAUGCCCGACAUAGGAAAGAAGAAGAAAACGGUGGAGGUCAUCGAUUCAUGCAAGAGCAGAGAAAAGUCGGAUUUGGUAGGAUACGAAAGUAUGGAAAAGCAGAAGGAAUAUCUUUGCGUUUCGAGUAUUCUCCUGAGCAGAGCGAAUACUCCAUUGAUAAAUGUCAAUUAAAUUUUGUUGAAGAUGUUUCUGGAAUUUACGACAUCUGUUAUUGAUGUGAUCAUUAUUUUAUUUUUGAUGAAUCGUGACUCGAUUUAGAAACUGGAAAGUUAUUUUGGUUUAAUAUCAAUAAUAUUGAUAACAAGGAUUUGCAAAAUGAAAAUAACUCCAUAACACUGGUAAAGUACCUACAGAUUAUCAAAAAUUCAGAUUUUGGAGGUUUUUACAGAUAAUAUAAGAGGUAGACGAACAAGAACUUUCAUCGUAGAAAA
Messenger RNA from Harmonia axyridis, 2394 nucleotides. RefSeq names its product pyrokinin-1 receptor-like (gene PKr-B). The transcript has 5 exons. Gene Ontology annotation, biological process: neuropeptide signaling pathway. Gene Ontology annotation, molecular function: neuromedin U receptor activity. Lineage: Eukaryota; Metazoa; Arthropoda; Insecta; Coleoptera; Coccinellidae. The coding region runs from base 194 to 2134 and encodes 646 amino acids. The record is from RefSeq and is a predicted model, not a curated record. Gene Ontology annotation, cellular component: plasma membrane.